AAGGCGCUAGAAACGACGACGUAUAAUUGUUCAUCCUCUUCAUUUGUUCCGUGAGUGUGGCUUUUUCUCUGCUUUUCGCCUUUUCCCUCUAAAAGAAGAAACGCAACGAUGAAGAAAUGAAAGAAACCGCUUCGCUUUUUCCGCCUAUCGAAGAACAACAUCACAAGCGUAAAGUGGAUCUUGAUUCUCCCAUUCGUCUUAAAGCUCAGCCCAUCUUCAUGUUCAAUUCUCACACUAAUUUCUCCCAUACCGCUUUCCAAUGGGUUGUUCUCAAUCCAAGAUCGAAAAUGAAGAAGUGGUUUCUCGAUGUAAGGAUCGUAAGAUGUUCAUGAAAGACGCCGUCACCGCUAGGAAUGCAUUCGCUGCCGCUCAUUCUUCUUAUGCCAUGUCCUUGAAGAACACCGGCGCUGUUUUGAGCGAUUAUGCUCAUGGUGAAGGCCCGCCGGCUCCCUCGUCUCUCCCUGGCUCCGCUGUUGUUCAAUCGGCUGUUGCGGCGGGUUAUAAUAGCUUGCCUCCACCUCCGCCUCCGCUUCCUGGUUCCCCUGGUAUGUCGCUUGAAAUCAAGGCGUCAAAGGUUGAACCGAAGCGUGUGGAGCCGGUUAUUCAGGAGGUAGAUGAGAAUGACUUUGAGAUUGAAUGUUCCGUUGGUCCAUUGCGGAGGAGGAGAAGCAAUAGAGACGGUAGUGGACGUGGCGGUAGAACUGGUCCCGGGGAGCUUGCGGAAGAAGAAAACGGUCCGCCUCUGCCAUUUCCGGCUUCGGGCGAAAGCCGUCGUGUUCCCGUACCGUCGCCUCAGGAUUCGACCUACGAUUAUCUGUUCUCCGUUGAUAAUAUGCCAGCUCCGACGUUGAGCGGGGUCGAGGAUUUUGGUGCUAAUACGGAAACGGUAGAAAGGAGAGCGGCGAUGGAGAAAUCCGGGGAAGAACCGCCGUCGUCUUCGGCGGGGAAAACGUCGAAGAAGAUGAAGCAAGUAGGUUAUCCAGGUUCGAGCGAGGGUAAAAGGAUCGUUAAAGGGAAUAUAAAUCUGCUACAGAUCUUCAUGGAGCUUGAUGAUCAUUUUCUUAAAGCCUCUGAAAGUGCUCACGAUGUUUCGAAGAUGCUUGAAGCAACUCGGCUUCAUUUCCACUCAAAUUUUGCCGAUAAUCGAGGACAUAUCGAUCAUUCUGCUAGAGUGAUGCGUGUUAUAACAUGGAACAGAUCAUUUAGAGGGUUACCCAACAACGAUGAUUUGAAUGAUGAUUUUGAUACAGAGGAAAACGAAACUCAUGCCACUGUAUUGGAUAAAUUGCUCGCUUGGGAGAAGAAACUAUUUGAGGAAGUGAAGGCAGGUGAAAUCAUGAAGUUUGAGUAUCAAAAGAAGGUUGCUGCACUCAACAAACUUAAGAAAAAGGGAUCCAAUUUUGAAGCAAUUGAGAAAGCUAAGGCAACUGUCAGCCAUUUGCACACCAGAUACAUUGUGGAUAUGCAAUCGAUGGACUCCACUGUCUCUGAAAUCAACCGCAUUCGUGAUGAACAAUUGUAUCCUAAACUUGUUCAGCUUAUCAAUGGAAUGGCUAGUAUGUGGGAAACAAUGCAUUUUCACCAUGGAAGCCAAUUGAAGGUUGUGGGUGCUCUUAGAAUGCUGGAUAUCUCUCAAUCGCCAAAGGAAACAAGUGAUCACCACCAUGAACGAACAGUGCAGCUUUGGGCUGUGGUGCAAGAGUGGCAUUCUCAAUUGGAGAAGCUUGUAAACCGUCAAAAAGAUUACAUCAAAGCACUCUCAAAUUGGUUGAGAUUGAAUCUGAUCCCUACUGAAAGCAGCUUGAAGGAGAAGGUUUCUUCUCCUCCAAGGGUUCGCAGCCCUCCAAUUCAAAGCCUCCUUCAUGCUUGGCAAGACCAUCUCGAGAAGCUCCCCGACGAGGUCCUACGAAACACCAUAUUCACUUUUGCAACUGUGAUUCACACCAUUAUGCAAAGCCAGGAGGAAGAGAUGAAGUUGAAGCUAAAAUGUCAGGAGACUGAGAAGGAGCUUGCCCGGAAAAGUAAGCAAUUCAAGGACUGGCAGAAGAAGUAUGUGCAACGGAGAGGUUCCAAUGCCGAUGAAGUGGACAUGGAAGAACCUGGCGACAAAGAUGCCAUUGCAGAGCGGCAAGCUGCAGUGGAGGCCGUGGAGAAGAGGCUGGAGGAGGAAAGGGAAGAACACCAAAAACUAUGCCUCCAUGUGAGGGAAAAGUCUUUGGGAAGCCUAAAAAAUCAGUUGCCAGAGCUUUUCAGGGCAUUGUUCGAGUUUUCUCUUGCUUGUUCACGCAUGUAUAGGCACUUGAAAUCAAUAUCACAGCCAAUACCCAAUGGGUCACAAAAUCAAACAACAACACAAGGAGUUGGAACAGGAACAUGAACACGAACAUGAACAGAGUCAGCAAGUUAAAGGUGCUUUUCUUGAUUCUUCCUGCUGCUUCUUGUUAUAUAAACUUAUACUAAAGUAAUAUAAUACUAUAAAUAUUAUAAUUACAUACAGAACUAUAACGUGGGCUUCAAGUUUGGUACAAAAAAAUGAAGUAAUUGGAGAGAGACGGAUAAAUAAAAACACUUUCUUUCUAAUUUUCUAGUCGCUAUCACUUGAUUUCAACACAAUUCUAACCCACCAACACAGCAAAUCAAGCUGCAGCCUAUUGAAUUUAAAAAACAGAGCCUACCCACAUAUUUCAUCUAUACAUAACUUAAAGUUUUGUGUAUGUAUAUAUUAUAUGAAUUUAUACAAAUAUUUCAAGAGUUAAACUAUGUUGGGUUUUGCUUUUGACGAUCUGGACCGACUAACCCAUUUAUAAUCUCCUUGAUGAAAUCUACAUUUGAAAGAACCUGGGUGAGUCGUCGGCGAGCAAAUACACUUAUAUCCACCGCCACUUUUCUGCUGCCGGACGGCCUCUUCCGCCGCCGCUACAACCGGCCUUCCGUGGCUGGCAAAGCCGAAGGCGGUGGCUCUGUGAAAGGGAUGGGUUGGAUAACACAUUUCUUUUUCUUUCUUUAAGAAGACGGUUUGUAAAUGGCUAAAAAGGGGAGCAAGAGAGGAAGUGUUUGAUUUUUGGAAUUAGUAUGGAAGAAUGAAAUAUGAAUGGAAGGUGCGAGAGUUAUCUAAAAAGAGAGGUAAGGCCUUUCUUGUUGCCAACACUUGGCGAUUUGGCACAUGAAACUUUGGAAUGAUGUGUUGCUGCUGAUUUAGAGGCUUACAUUUUCACCCAA
Messenger RNA from Cucumis melo (muskmelon), 3219 nucleotides. RefSeq names its product nitrate regulatory gene2 protein-like. Bases 260 to 2377 code for a protein of 705 amino acids. The record is from RefSeq and is a predicted model, not a curated record. Lineage: Eukaryota; Viridiplantae; Streptophyta; Magnoliopsida; Cucurbitales; Cucurbitaceae. The transcript is spliced from 4 exons.